AUGGCGACUGCUCAAGAGCACAAUGACACCACUCUUGCGCAGGCUGCUGGACUGACCGGUACGCACGCUCACCAUCCAGUCAAUGGCACGAGCACCUUGGACCACGCUGCAGCCAAUGAAGGCAUAGCCAAAGAGAGGAAACCUUACGACUAUGGCGGCAACCCGCUCGCUCACAUUGCGACCAACAACCCCGACUACCGACUUACGGCUUUCGGUGGUGAAUUCCAGCCUGGUCUGUAUCGCGCCCCGAAGAGCAACUUUGCCAACCCAGCUCCAUUGGGUCUGUCCGCUUUCGCCCUGACGACUUUCGUGCUGUCUCUCAUCAAUGUCGGAACACGCUCCAUCGGCGAACCCAACAUCGUCGUAGCGAUUGCUUAUGGCUACGGUGGUCUCGUCCAGUUGCUGGCCGGCAUGUGGGAAAUGGCCGUCGGCAACACCUUUGGUGCCACCGCACUUUCAUCCUACGGCGGCUUCUGGCUCUCAUUCGCCAUCAUCCUGACCCCAGGCGGCUUCGAGAUUGCCUCCACUCUUGAGGAGAAGAGCCCUUUCCCGUUCUACAACUCGUUCGGAUUGUACCUCAUGGGCUGGUUCAUCUUUACGUUUAUCCUGCUUAUCUGCACCCUGCGAUCGACAGUGGCCUUCUUCUCGCUCUUCUUCACGCUAGACUUGGCCUUCAUGCUCCUGGGCAUUGGCUACCUCAGAGCGGAUGCCGCCGGCCCCAACGAGGCGUGCAUCAAGGCUGGUGGUUACUUUGGCCUCUUCGCUGCGUUCCUAGCUUGGUACAACGCGCUCGCCGGUAUUGCGGACAGCUCCAACAGCUUCUUCGUCAUCCCCGUCGCGCACUUCCCAUGGUCCGAGAAGGGUCGCGAGGCCCGCGGCAAGCCCACCAACUCCUCCGAGGCGCACACCGCAUAA
Messenger RNA from Didymosphaeria variabile, 915 nucleotides. RefSeq names its product Meiotically up-regulated protein 86 protein (gene mug86). Gene Ontology annotation, cellular component: plasma membrane. The transcript has 6 exons. Bases 1 to 915 code for a protein of 304 amino acids. NCBI's taxonomy places the organism in Eukaryota, Fungi, Ascomycota, Dothideomycetes, Pleosporales, Didymosphaeriaceae. The record is from RefSeq and is a predicted model, not a curated record. Gene Ontology annotation, molecular function: acetate transmembrane transporter activity.